AUGUCCCGCUAUCCUUCGAACCGAACAGAGAACCGACCCAAUGAUUUAGCGGGUAUGGAAUACAGCAAGCUCGAAUACUGGGACGACAAUGGCAAGCCUUACCUGAAAGAGUACGCCGGAAGCGGAAAGCUUCAGGGCAAGACUGCCAUCAUCACUGGCGGUGACAGCGGUAUUGGUAGAGCAGCCGCAAUCAUGUUCGCCCGGGAGGGCGCCUCUGGCAUUACCAUCACCUAUCUUCCAGAAGAAGAGACCGAUGCUAAGGACGCUCAACGCCUCGUCGAGGAGUCCGGCGCCAAAGUCAACCUGUUCAAGGCUGAUUUGAUGGACGAAUCUGCCUGUGAACAACUCGUUCAGAGCCACAUGAAGGUUUUCGGAAAGCUGAACAUCCUCGUCAACAACGCUUCGAAGCAAAUUAUUUGCAAGGACUUUGCCCAAAUCGAUUUGAAGAAGGUCGAAAGUACUUUCCGAUCCAAUAUCCUUCAAAUGUUCGCCGUGACCAAGUUCGCCCUGCCCCAUCUCAAGAGGGGCGCCGCCAUCAUCAACACCACGUCCGUAACCGCUUACAGGGGUUCUGCAGGGCUAGUCGACUAUGCCUCCACGAAGGGCGCCAUCCUUACCUUCACCCGCUCGCUCGCCCAGCAGCUCGCACCCAAGGGCAUCCGUGUCAACGGUGUCGCACCUGGUCCUAUUAUAACCGCACUUCAGGCUGCGUCACGCCCUGCAGAGAAUAUGGAAGGCCUUGGUGUCGGCGAACCGCUACACGGACGUGCAGGGCAGCCGGCAGAGUGCGGUCCUAGCUAUGUCUUCCUUGCUUCCAGCGAUUCAAACAUCAUGACAGGACAGGUCAUCCACAUCAACAGCGGUGAACACUUCGGUGGAUCAUAA
This is a messenger RNA of Coprinopsis cinerea okayama7#130, 885 nucleotides long. Its product is annotated as oxidoreductase. The record is from RefSeq and is a predicted model, not a curated record. Gene Ontology annotation, molecular function: oxidoreductase activity. The transcript is spliced from 7 exons. The coding region runs from base 1 to 885 and encodes 294 amino acids. Lineage: Eukaryota; Fungi; Basidiomycota; Agaricomycetes; Agaricales; Psathyrellaceae.